This is a messenger RNA of Capra hircus (goat), 1809 nucleotides long. It is a transcript of the gene TBATA, whose product is annotated as thymus, brain and testes associated. The record is from RefSeq and is a predicted model, not a curated record. NCBI's taxonomy places the organism in Eukaryota, Metazoa, Chordata, Mammalia, Artiodactyla, Bovidae. Bases 1 to 1062 code for a protein of 353 amino acids. The transcript is spliced from 10 exons.
AUGGCUACAGAAGUGAGGGCCCAAUUGGCAGAGCGUUCACUGCCAAGUCCAAAGGCUGAGCCAAAACAGGAAAAGAAGUCCAGUUGCCGGCCAAGGAGCCACGGGAACAGCGGGCCACAGAAAGAACCGAUGAUCCCAGGGAUCAUGGAUUUCAAGCUGAUCCGAGAGGCAGUGAGGACAUCCAAGCCCCAAACUCCCAGUGCCUACCGCUUUGGUCGCCUCAGCCACCACUCCUUCUUCUCCAGGCACCACCCCCAGCCCCAGCAUGUGACCCACAUCCAAGAUCUCACCGGGAAGCCUGUCUGUGUCGUCAGGGACGAGCUCUCUCUGGCCACCUCUCCUCAAGCCACACUCUUAUCCCGCUAUCUGAUCAGGAUGCCCACCAUCUCGGUGCCUGUUGGAGACCCGCAGUCCAAUCGGGACCCCCGGCUUUAUUCUGAGGCCUGGAAGAAGGAGUUGAAGGACCUGGCUUCCCGGGUGGCCAUCUUCACCAAGGAGAGUGAGCUGAAGAGCAAGGAGGGGCAGGAGCAGAAGGAGGAGCCUCAGCGGGAACAGGGGGCAAAGUACUCAGCAGAGACUGGCAGGCUCAUCCCUGCUUCUACCCGGGCCAUGAUCCGCCGCCACUCCCACCAGGGCCGAAACCAGCCUGCGAGCAGAGAUGGAGGAGACCAGACCUUUGUCCUACAGGAUCAGGAGCUGCUGAUACUGGAACUGCUUUCGCAAAUUCUGCAGACAGACUCCUUGAAUGCUAUCCAGUUUUGGCUACUCUACGCGCCCACCAAGGAGAAAGACACGGCACUAGGGCUCCUGCAGACCGCGGUGGCUCAGCUCCUUCCCCAGCCCCUGGUGUCCAUCCCAGCAGAAAAACUCCUGAACCAGCUCCUGGAAGUUCAAGACUCACUUCAAGAGAGGCACCAGCUACCCUACAGCCAAUCCCCGAAGAAGAUGAAGACACCACCUCUAUCAAAAAGCGAAAAACCAGAGAACAUUGGAAAAGCUCAAGUUCUUCGAGUGCACUCCAGCCAGAAUCCAGGAGAGAAAGCGGCAAAGGCAGAGGGCUGAGGAGUUUGCGCCUCGCUCAAGAAAAGCGCCUCAGUUCGAAGACCCCGUCCCUAAGUCCUCAUCAGCAGUACUGGUUUUCCUAUCACGUGGAGCCCAUUAAACUACUGUCUUCCCCUUAAGAGGACAGUUCCACUCUCCCAUCAGCAGGAGGUCUCUGUGCUUAUGUAGUUUGCUCCGGGAAGGGGGACGACCUGAACCAAACCAUCCCGACUCCCUUGGAGAAAGCCUCCCUGUGUGGGGCUUCCUUGCUUCUGUUUGCUUCCAGAGAGUCAAAGGGCAAGGGAUAGACAGGUCUGUGCUCAUCCCUGAGCCAGGGCUCACAGGGCUCUUGGUAGAUUAGCACAGAAGUGGGGAACUCACAGGCCACUUUAGAAGACUCACCCAUAGCAAUGAUUGAAUUCCUACCAGACACUGGGACAGGACUGAGGCACUAGCUACUGAUGAACACUCUGAAUUGUUGUGCGCACUUUAUAUGUGGUACUGUAUCUGAUGCUCACCCAAACCCCAAGAGAUAGAGAAUCACUCUCAUUUCCUAGAUAAAUAAACUGAGUGACUGUCAGAAAGGUGAAUCAGCUUGCCCAAGGCCACAUAAUAAAGUGAGAACCCAGGAGCCAAACACAACACGUCUGCUUCUAGAAUUCCUGCUUCUAUCUGCUGGACUCUGCUGCCUUGUGAACAGUUCAGUUCAGUUCAGUGGCUCAGUCAUGUCCGACUCUUUGCGACCCCAUGAAUCGCAGCACGCCAGGC